GGGCUAUAAAUACGGCCACCCAAGACCAUGCAGUUCAUUCAGAGCAUCGAGCUUCAAGCUGCAGUCCGAGCAACUGGUAGCUAGCGAUCGAGCGAAGGUAAGCUAGCUAGGAUACGCGAUAUGGCUGCGCUUGCCGUCCUCCUCGUCAUGGCGAUGGCCGUCUUAGCAGCAGCAACGGCGGCGACGGCGACCACUCCUCGCCCCUUCUUCGUGUUCGGCGACUCUCUAGUGGACAGCGGCAACAACAACUACCUGGUGACCACGGCGCGCGCCGACUCGCCGCCCUACGGCAUCGACCACCCGACCCACCGCGCCACCGGCCGCUUCUCCAACGGCCUCAACGUCCCCGACAUCAUCAGCGAGCACCUCGGCGCCGAGCCCGUGCUCCCCUACCUCAGCCCCCACCUCGACGGCCGCAAGCUCCUCGUCGGCGCCAACUUCGCCUCCGCCGGCGUCGGCAUCCUCAACGACACCGGCAUCCAGUUUGUGAACAUCAUCCGGAUGGAGAAGCAGCUGCGCUACUUCGAGCAGUACCAGAACCGGGUGCGGCGGCUGAUCGGCGAGGAGGCGACGCGGCGGCUGGUGCGGAGCGCGCUGGUGCUCAUCACGCUCGGCGGCAACGACUUCGUCAACAACUACUACCUGCUGCCCUUCUCCGCGCGGUCGCGCGAGUUCGCGCUCCCGGACUACGUCAGCUACCUCAUCUCCGAGUACAGGACCAUCCUCCAGCAGCUCCACGGCCUGGGCGCCCGCCGCGUCCUCGUCACGGGCUCCGGCCCCAUCGGCUGCGCGCCGGCGGAGCUAGCCACGCGGAGCGCCAACGGGGAGUGCGACAUCGAGCUGCAGCGCGCGGCGGCGCUCUACAACCCGCAGCUGGUGCGGAUGACCAGGGAGCUCAACGCGCAGUUCGGCUCGGACGUGUUCAUCGCCGUCAACGCCUACCGCAUGCACAUGGACUUCAUCUCGGCGCCGGCGGCGUACGGCUUCAUCACCUCCAAGGUGGCGUGCUGCGGCCAGGGCCCGUACAACGGCGUUGGGCUGUGCACCGCGUUUUCCAGCAUCUGCCCGGACCGCUCCCUCUACGCCUUCUGGGACAACUUCCACCCUACCGAGAGGGCCAACCGCAUCAUCGUCAGCCAGUUCAUGGCCGGCUCGCCGGACUACAUGCACCCGCUCAACCUCUCCACCAUCCUCGCCAUGGACGCCGCCGCCGCCACCACCGCGAUGCCAUGAUCCAUUAUCUGGACUACUAUGUUUUUCCCUGGCUUACAAUAUGCUUGCGUAUAUGCAGCUAGCUAGCUGGCUAGUAGUAACCGUGCGUGCACAAUAAAACUGCUGAGUAAGCAGAGUAUCUGUCCUUUUGAUUCGACCCAUCAGCCAAUAAUAGUCAAGCAAGUAUGCUGUAUUA
Lolium perenne is the source of this 1408-nucleotide messenger RNA. RefSeq names its product GDSL esterase/lipase LTL1. Gene Ontology annotation, molecular function: hydrolase activity, acting on ester bonds. The record is from RefSeq and is a predicted model, not a curated record. NCBI's taxonomy places the organism in Eukaryota, Viridiplantae, Streptophyta, Magnoliopsida, Poales, Poaceae.